Heterotrigona itama is the source of this 2116-nucleotide messenger RNA. Lineage: Eukaryota; Metazoa; Arthropoda; Insecta; Hymenoptera; Apidae. The record is from the annotation of a GenBank genome assembly.
AUGUUGAGAUUACCUGUGAUAAAGUUGACCGCAGGACUACAGAAUGGUAGAAUCUCUGUCGCGAGGUUGCAUACAACGUCGUCGAAGUUACAGCAAGAAUUGGUGGAAGUAUUCAUAGAUGAUAAGCCAGUUCAGGUUCCACCAGGAACAACCGUUCUGCAGAUAUUUUUAUGUUAUACAUUCACGUAAUUAUAUUGUUUGUAAUCUAUGUGACGUAAAUAUUCAGCCUGUUGCAGCUUGUGCCAUGCCAGUGAUGAAAGGAUGGAGAGUAAAAACUAAUUCGGAUUUAACUCGUAAAGCUCGAGAAGGUGUUAUGGAGUUUCUAUUGGUAAAUCACCCUUUAGAUUGUCCCAUUUGCGAUCAAGGUGGUGAAUGCGAUUUGCAAGACCAAAGUAUGGCGUUUGGUAGUGAUCGAAGCCGAUUUGUUGACAUCAACUAUAGUGGCAAACGUGCUGUGGAAGACAAAGAUAUUGGUCCUCUAAUAAAAACAGUCAUGACACGUUGUAUUCAUUGCACAAGGUGCAUUCGUUUUGCAUCUGAAGUGGCUGGUAUUGAUGAUUUAGGGACUACAGGCCGUGGAAAUGACAUGCAAGUAGGAACGUACGUAGAAAAAAUGUUUCUGUCUGAAUUAUCUGGUAACAUUAUCGACUUGUGCCCUGUGGGAGCAUUAACGAGUAAGCCAUAUGCUUUUGUUGCUCGCCCAUGGGAGACACGACGUACAGAUAGUAUUGAUGUUCUCGACGCUGUUGGCAGUAACAUAGUGAUAUCACAUAGAACGAAUGAAGUUUUGAGAAUUUUGCCAAGAGUGAAUGAGGAAAUAAACGAAGAGUGGUUGUCUGAUAAAGCACGAUUCUCUUGUGAUGGAUUAAAGCGCCAGCGACUUAUAACUCCUAUGAUAAAAAUUAAUGGAAAGUUAGAGGCUGUUGAAUGGGAAGAUGCCCUCAUAGCAACUGGCCGAGCUAUUCAAGAUAUAGCUCCAAAUAAAUGUGCUGCGAUUGCUGGAAAAUUAGUCGAUGCCGAGGCUCUCAUAGCUUUGAAAGAUUUAGUAAAUAGGCUUGGUGGUGAGAUUCUUGCAACGGAACAAAGCUUUCCAAAAGAAGGCGCUGGUAUUGAUAUAAGAAGUAAUUACCUAUUGAACAAUACAAUUGCUGCUGUGGAAGAGGCCGACGUUGUGUUAUUGGUCGGUACUAAUCCGAGGUAUGAAGCGCCACUGGUGAACACUCGCUUAAGGAAAGGAUACAUUCAUGGUGAACAGACCAUUGGUCUAAUUGGUCCAAACCAUUUAGGUCAAUCCGCAGAUAUCGUAACACAAUUAAGAAACGGUACUCAUCCAUUUUCGAACACUCUGAAAUCCGCUAAAAAGCCUUUAAUCAUCUUGGGCGUUGACCAACUAACGAGAAAAGAUGGAGCAAAAAUUUUGUCUGAAACGCAAUUGUUGGCUCAAGCUUUGGGAGAAAACACGAAAGCUCCUGAAGAAUGGAAGGUGUUAAAUAUUCUUCACACAAGAGCGUCACAAGUAGCGGCUUUGGACGUGGGUUAUUCAUCGACUAUCGAGGAGGUUAAAGAACAACAACCAAAAAUUCUCUUUUUACUAGGAGCUGACGAUGCGAAUAUCAAGAAAGAAGACUUUCCAAAUACAUUUAUUAUAUACAUAGGUAGCCAUGGUGACGAGGGAGCCUCGAUCGCAGACGUUAUACUCCCUGGAGCUGCGUAUACUGAAAAGGUUGCGACAUACGUAAAUACGGAAGGUCGUUCGCAACAAACUUGCGCUGCAAUCACACCACCGGGUAUGGCACGACCGGAUUGGAAGAUAAUACGGGCACUUUCCGAAAUUUGCGGAGUUCGUUUGCCUUAUGAUAACUUGGCUGAAGUGAGAUCCAGAUUGGAAGAAGUAGCACCACAUUUAGUUAGAUACGGUGCCGUAGAAUCAGCUAACUAUUUCGCUCAGGCAUUGGAAUUAUCAAACCAAGUACCAGGUUCUUUAUCCUCCAAUCCAUUAGAAGUUAAACAAGAGACAUUGGAUCAAUUUUUCAUGACCGAUGCGAUAUCUCGUGCUUCGCAAACAAUGGCAAAAUGUGUACAAGCAGUUAUUAAGCAACGAGAAUCUACCUUAUAG